Messenger RNA from Stegodyphus dumicola, 402 nucleotides. RefSeq lists its product as uncharacterized. The record is from RefSeq and is a predicted model, not a curated record. Lineage: Eukaryota; Metazoa; Arthropoda; Arachnida; Araneae; Eresidae.
AUGAAUAUUGACACAGCAGAGGUUCAGCUUCAGGAAGAACAGGUCGAAUUUUCAAAUAAUGAAACUUUGAAAAACAGCUUCCAGAAUGGUGAUCGAGUCACAGAAUUUUGGCUUCAAAGUAAAAUCAAUAACCUCUCUUCAGGAUUGUGGACUAUCGUCAAAUUUUUAGUUGCUUUCCCUUUCUCCUACCUUGUCGAACGAAGAAUCGGUGCUGUGGCUGAUCUAAUUAUAAUAAAGAGAAGUCGACUCCAAAUCAUGGAAAGAGGAAACUUGCGCCUUCAUCUCUCUAAAAGUAUUGAACCGAGCGGUUCCGAAACUGGCUCUGAUGCAUUAAGCACAGACUUCCCACUGAUCAUACUUGAUUGUUUCAUUGAUAUUACUCUUUUAGUGUAUUUUUUGCUG